Rotaria sp. Silwood1 is the source of this 1292-nucleotide messenger RNA. Lineage: Eukaryota; Metazoa; Rotifera; Eurotatoria; Philodinida; Philodinidae. The record is from the annotation of a GenBank genome assembly.
AUGUGUGGUGGUUUUGUACGUAAAUACGCCUGGGACAUACCUGGUAAUGAUAUACUAUCUUCUCCUGUACAACAACCUGAUUAUACUAGUUGUUGUUUACAAUGUCAAGCAACUUAUGGAUGUAGUGCUUUUACGUAUUCGGUAUCAAGUCAACAAUGUCGGUCGAAAACGAGUAUGGGCAGUGGUGGAAACUCAAGUGUUGAUACUAUCACUGGAUAUAAUCGUGAGUGUCUCAAUUUCCUGUUAUGAAGUGUCGUAUAAUGAGGAGAGAACCUCAAUAAACGAGACUAUUUCCUCAAAGUUUACUUGAUGAUGGAAAAAACGUUUGAAAGAAAUCGAAAUUCUGCACAACUUUCUUGUGAUACGUUUCUUGAUGAAAAAUUAGAAUAUACAAUGUCGGAAAAUCUUUCUGUGUGAAUGAAGGAAUUUCUUCGAAUCUAUAAAUGAGAAUCUGAAAGAUUGAUAUCUACCUGAUUGUUAAUGUGAUACAUUUUCAAUCAGAAUCUGUUGCUUCUUAGACAUAACUAACACGAGGAACUAUCAAUUAUGGGUAAGCGAAACGAAGAGCCUCUUUAUAUGUCUGUUACCGGUUUUUCUUCUCCUUUCUUUUAGAAACGUCACUCAAGAAAAAAAAAUUAGAUGUUUCGCUCUCUUUAUUGCAACAAGCUUUCGUUAAUAUAAAAGGUGAAAUAUUCUGUUUCUGAUUUGCGAAAUAACAUUGAACGGAUAAGAAAAGAAAAACAAAAUGAGAAAGCAGAAAAAGAAAAGGACAGAUUAGAAAAUGAAAAACGCUCAUGAUGAGACCAAACUCGCGUCCUUGCCGCCAGCAAGGACAGAUUCAGGCAGCUGUGUCACUGCAUAACUUGGUUUUUAAUGCUAUUUUGCUUCAAGUUUUCGGAAACGCUGCUUCUGAUUUGUGAACAUAAAGAAAAUUAGGUUUAACUAAAAUAAAUUUGUUUUAAAUCAUCAAUUGAUUUGCACUUGACAAUUUCACUAGUUUUCUCUAUGACAAUUAAAUAUGACAGUUAUAUUUCUAAAGAUUUCAUAAAAAAGAUCCCAUAUGAGUAAUAAGUGAUUUUCAAAACUUUAAGUAACAAUUAAUUUUUUUGUCUUAAGAGAAGACGCUGCAAUUUGUAGAAAACGUAAGUUUUUUAUCAGAAAACUUAGCUGAAUGUAGUGGAAAUGCUGAAAUUUAUAGUAACCUAUAAUGUACGAGGAAUGACUAUGGCUUUGGCAUUAGCUAAGAAGAAUUUCAGUAAAAAUCAAAGCGAAGUUUCACAGAGAUUUCAUCG